CCUGGCCACUGUCAUGGACUAAUUUUAGGUGUGCGAGGUGCUUGGUUUAACACCAAUGGCUGGUUACGCCCAGUGGACGUGACGCCAAACAUAUAGUAAGUUGAGACACCACUGUAACCAGGAAGGCUUUCGUUCUUUUGAGCAGGGCUUAAAAAAAAAAGAACAGGUUAGUAGUCCUGUGAAGUCUGCUUCCUUGAUAAUAUCGUCAGAAAUCUCACCGAAUCUUGGGCCCGGGUUGUUGCGAAUGUGCGGAUGGACCGCAGUUAGCUGGCGUGGAGGAGCCGAAGCGGGCACCAGGCGGCGAUUACUGAGCUCUGUUAAAAUGGAGGAUGAAGAGGUUGCGGAGAGCUGGGAGGAAGCGGCGGACAGCGGGCCUGCGACUCUCCAACAGGCCUCGCUGUCCAGCACUACGUGGGUCAACAGGAAAUGAAAUAGAAAGAAGACUUGAGGCAAAGCUGAAAAUAAACCAGCUUUCGAAGAAGUCCAGUUCAAGUUCACCUGUGAGAACUGCAAUUGUAAUCCAGGAUGAAUCUCUUCCUGCAGCACCGCCACCACAAAUCAGAAUUUUAAAGCGGCCGUCAAAUAAUGGUACUGCGGGAAAUCCUGCAUCCUCGUCUCGACCUUCCCAGCAGAUGAAGUCUUUGGCGCAGCGUGAGGCGGAGUAUGCAGAGGCUCGUCGGAGGAUUCUGGGUAGUGCUUCGUCAGAUGAUACACCUCAGGACAAUCCAUGCCAAGAGAGGCCAGUUCGUAUAACUCCACAGCAACCAUCAGAACCAGUUCGUCCCAACAGUCAUGUGAUCCGCCAGCCCACCGGGCCUGACGGCACCUCAGGCUUUCGACUUUGCAGAUAAACCGGAGCCUCCCACUAUUAUUGGGUCAAAUGUGUUACCAAGAGAAGUGAAAGGGGUGUGUAGUAUCAAGAGCAGAGUGGUGUGUGAACAUUUGAAACAUGAAGAUAAAACAUGAACUCGUCCACCCUCGCUCUACCCAACAUAAUGGGAUUGUCUUUGCCAUCCGUCAUGCCUUCUCUCUUUGUGGAACAAUAGGAGGGGCUGGCAGAGAUUGGCCACCUCCCCGCCUGUUACACGCUUAUAAGGGGGCUUUUGCCUAACAUCCCUAAACACUGUGAUACUUUGCUAUACCAUGAGGUGCCCUUUGACUCUUACUCGUUCGCAGGCGAGUGUCAGAUGUCGGCCCCUUCCAGGCCAAUUAAGUAAGUCCGGGAACAGCCCUGGAGAUGGAAACGAAUGAGCUGGCCCUUCCAUGGAAAGUUGAACCGGUCAUGACUGCGUGUCCUCCGGUAAGACGAGUUCAGGUGGUUAAGUAUUUGCGUUAAGUAACUCUAGUAUUAGGCACUGGACAAAAAGUCAACCUGGUGUCACCUUCCGGUCAUCGUGCAUGUUGCUUUAUGUGUUUUAAUACAGAAGGGGCCCAAAGUAGCAGUCCACAGUCGUCCGUGGGGUGCUGGUGACUGCCCAAUAGUCACCCAGAUAAAAUAAGUCUGUUUCAUUCAAGCAAUAAGAAAUGCAUUCCUUCCUUAUUUUUUUUUUAUUUUUUUUUUUGCUCUAUUGUCAGUGAUCUGCUUUUUGGUCACGUGAUCUUGUUUUAAAUUCUUUAACUUGCAUCAAUUUUUUCCCCCGAGGAAUUUUUGUCAAGGAAUUCAAUAGACAGUAGAUUAUAGUAGUUUAUUUCAAAAUAAGAAUUAUAACAUCGAAGUGCAUAAGCUUUGAAACAGUCUUGACUCUCCUAUGAAUUGAAAGUAAUUGCAAAACUGAAGUGCAUUUGGUUUGCUUGAUCUGCAGCGAGUUGGUCAAUGUCGAUCAAAGACUGCAGCAUAUUUGCAGACUGUGCAAUUAAGAUGAUUGCUGGUAAAUGAUUAACAAAUGACUUGCCUAAGCAACCCAAGAAAGGAUGUUUCCACCAUCAAGUGAUUUAUUUUUUUAUUUUUUUUGGUAAAUUUUUGUAUGAAUUUUGGAUUUCAUUCAAAUGUAACUAUUAACUUCUUUCUCACUGCAUUUUACAGCAUUGUCAGAUGUCCACAACCCCUCAAACAAAAGUUUGCAAAUCAUGAAAGUGUUCUAAACAGCUAGCUAUUUAGCACAUUGUCUUUAAAUGGUCGACCCAUAUAUGCCUUAAAUCCUAAAUGCCCAACAUUGAUGGUGUGUGGCUUUUGCCUAUUCAUAUGGUGCUCAUUGCACUUAUGAAUGUAGCAUACGUUUUAAGCAAGUAGGAAAAACAACACAACUUGUCACAAAAAAAUCUUAAGGCAUACUCCACAAUUGUGCUCUCCAUUACAAAUAUUUCUUUAAAAGUGAUGAAAUAGUAUUUUUUUAUAUUUCUUCUAAGCAUACUAAAACAAUCUGUUUUGUCGGUCACAAUGUUAUACUAUUUUACAUAAAUGAGACUGAUUCAUGAAUUUAAUAUCACAGUAAAAUGAAGAAAAUGUUGUGAUGGAAUGUUAAAACUAUUCAAGGUUAAGUCAGAAGGUGAAUUUGUUUAUAAUUUUUUUUCAGUCUCCCUUAAUGGCCUUUAGAAAUAUUACACCUUUUUAGUGUGAGUAUUACGUUGCUUAGAACUCAAUUAGGAGCAGAAUAUGUUUUUUAAACAAAUGACAGGUAUGAGAAAUCUGCUUGUUUGUAUUUCUGUUUUGAUAUUUAAUUUGUUU
Molecule: messenger RNA, 2665 nt
Organism: Phyllopteryx taeniolatus (common seadragon)
Lineage: Eukaryota; Metazoa; Chordata; Actinopteri; Syngnathiformes; Syngnathidae
Product: SUZ domain-containing protein 1-like
Exons: 5
Coding region: 330-851 (173 amino acids)
Source: RefSeq, a predicted model, not a curated record